Molecule: messenger RNA, 4456 nt
Organism: Xenopus laevis (African clawed frog)
Lineage: Eukaryota; Metazoa; Chordata; Amphibia; Anura; Pipidae
Gene: b4galt2.S
Product: UDP-Gal:betaGlcNAc beta 1,4- galactosyltransferase, polypeptide 2 S homeolog
Exons: 9
Coding region: 577-1800 (407 amino acids)
Biological process (GO): glycoprotein biosynthetic process; carbohydrate metabolic process
Cellular component (GO): Golgi cisterna membrane; Golgi membrane; Golgi apparatus
Molecular function (GO): glycosyltransferase activity; galactosyltransferase activity; N-acetyllactosamine synthase activity
Source: RefSeq, a predicted model, not a curated record
CAAGUCAGGCCGCCAGAGAGAGACACAAAGCACAUGCAGCUGGCAGCGAGCACACAAAGAGAGGGGCUCGUGAGAAGAACUGGGGGAGGAGCAGCGCUUCUCCUGCAGAUUUGACUGCCGUGGCUUUCCGUAGACGGAUGUUUCGGGGGUCCUUUGGCGUUAGCUCUUCUUUUAUAGUCGUAUAUAGUCGUAUAUACACAACGUAAUCCCGCCUUCUGCCGGGCCGGGGGGAGGAGCACGAAAGAACGCCGAAGCGCGAGAGAAGCUCCCUCCCAGUUUGUGGUUCCUGACGGGAGGGGCGGCUAGCGCUCCAGGGGGAGAGAUGCGAGCGGGUGCGCAGAAGGGGAGCGGGCAGGCAAAGGCAAUGGAGCCGUAAUGGGGUCAGCCCUGGCCCGGGGGAGAGGACGGUAUCUGCCCGGGUUUAUUGCAUCCGCCGACAGAUAACAGUGUGGCCUGCGAACCCGGUGUGAAACGUGAAAGCAGCACGCACUUUGUGGCACACAACUACAGAAAGUGGCUGGAAGGUGAUCAUUUUAAUGGGAACCUCCUAGAGUUCUGACCCUUACAAAACAGUACAUGAAAGGAGAACAUGGUUUUGUGCAUUUUCCAGUCAUUGCUGGACUUCCACCCCUUGGGGGCACAUGGUGUCCUGCCUGCCUCCUCCCUGCCCAGAAGAUGACCAGACUGCUGUUGGGAGUUACUCUAGAGAGGAUCUGUAAAGCUGUUGUUCUUCUUUGCCUGGUGCACUUUGUCAUCAUAAUGAUACUCUAUUUUGAUGUAUAUGCCCAGCGCCUAGAUUUCUUUAAUCGGUUCAAUAUCAGGAACACUUCCAGAGCUCAUCCUUACUACAACUUCUCCCGUCCCAAUGGCACUGUCCACAGUUACACUGCUGUCACUUCUGCAGGGGAUUCAUUUACACCCAGUGCCAAGUUGGAACUCAAUUUAACCGUCACAGAGAAACCCUUGCUUCCAUGUCCUGAUGCACCUCCGGGUCUAGUUGGCCGAUUACUGAUUGAAUUCAGCUCUCUUAUGAGCAUGGAAAGAGUUCAGAGGGAAAAUCCUGAUGUGACUGAAGGUGGGAGGUACGUGCCUCCUGACUGCCAGCCAAAGGAAAAGGUGGCAAUAAUCAUUCCUUUUAGACACAGAGAACAUCACCUUAAAUACUGGCUUCAUUACCUUCACCCUAUACUGAGACGCCAGAAAGUUGCAUACGGAAUUUACAUUAUCAAUCAGUUUGGCGAGGACACUUUCAAUCGGGCCAAGCUAUUGAAUAUUGGUUUUCUGGAAGCAAUGAAAGAGGCAGACUAUGACUGUUUCAUUUUCAGUGAUGUGGAUCUUAUUCCUAUGGAUGACAGAAAUUUAUAUCAUUGCUAUGAGCAGCCACGGCAUUUUGCCAUCGCCAUGGACAAGUUUGCAUUCCGGUUGCCAUAUGCAGGCUAUUUUGGAGGGGUCUCUGGACUAAGCAAAGCCCAGUUUUUGAAGAUAAAUGGUUUUCCCAACGAAUACUGGGGAUGGGGAGGAGAAGACGAUGAUAUUUAUAACAGAAUAACCCACAAUGGCAUGAAAAUUUCCCGGCCUGAUAUCCACGUUGGACGUUAUCGAAUGAUCAAACAUGAACGAGACAAGCACAAUGAGCCCAAUCCUCAAAGAUUUACAAAGAUUCAGAAUACGAAGAUGACUAUGAAGAAAGAUGGCAUCAAUUCAUUGCACUACCGUGUGAUCCACUCUGCCAAAUACCCCAUGUACACAAACAUCACAGUUGAUAUUGGGAAACCACCACCCAGACCUGCCCGGGGAUAAAGCAAUGCACUCAGCACUUCUCCCGACAGCCUAAUUCUUCCUCCUUUCAUUUUGGAAGAAGGAGAGGAAAUGCAGUUAAAACUAUACUUCUGCCUCCUCCAGGGGUUUUUCCAUUACCGUUAUGUGGCAGUUUGCCUGGUUCAUCUGUACACCACGGAAGGACUGACCUAUUCUAGUAAAGAAUAAACAAACUCGAUGCUCAUGAGCGACAGUGUGCUGUACCUGCCAAUGUUCCGCAUGCUCAGAAAGACUUAAUCCAUCUGCUACAUUUUAGUACUUCCUUGUUCUUCUUUUUUUUAUUUUUUAAAUCUUUUAUAAAACAACAGAUUUUCUUCUCCAUUCCAGAAGAGGGAGCGACCAUACUGCCACUGUGAUGUUGACACAGAAAGUUGCAAGUACUAUAACCGCUCACAAAUAUUCAGUUUUCUUUAUCAACAGCACAGUGACUCAACAUGAAUAUACUAAUAGCCUAUAAACUCAAGGUCACUUUGGAUGCUAAAAUAUACACUUUUAAUCUUGCCCUGAACACUUGCACUACAGGGCAACAAUGAGAGCUAAAACUAAUGUAACCGUGCAUAUCUACUUUAAUAGGAUGCUGCUAAAAUCAUCUAGCCUAGGUACCCACUAUAACAGUUACAAGAGUACUGUGGGCAAGAUUGCUUUGCUAUUAGUUAAUGUUCUAUGGAUGGGUAAGUUGUAACACUCACAGACUUGUGCUGUGUUUGAUGGCGGUGUCUGACGUAAAGCGAAUGUAACAAAAUACUCUUGGCAAGUUACAUAAGUUAUAUUGUAUAGUGGGAAGGGAAAAGAAAAAGGUUUGAACCUCUUCAGUAGAUGGAACAUCCUUAAUUGCUUUGCUGUAUUGAAGGCACUUGACUAGCAUAAUACUAGAUUUAUAAACAAAUGUUAUCAACAUGUAAUUGUUUUCUCUUAACACAAUUCCUUAUGGUUAAAUUCUGUUCCAUAAUAGGUAAAACCAUGGCAGGUUCAGAGUAGAUGUGAACAGUGAUGUAUCUGAUGAGGGCAUAGCUACUGUAGACUCAUAAUACACUUACUAUAAAUCACAUUUAUAUAGACAAACAUAUGGCAAGACACAAUAACUAUAAGAAACCCAUUAAUUUGAGUUAAAGAACAUCUAAUGCCCAAAAUUGCCAUCCUUCUUCCUGGUAGCAUAGGGUUGCUGUAGAAGUUCCCAUCUACACAAUCCAAUACAUAUUUGCCCAUGAUCUCCUCAUCCUCUUCUCUCUGUCUGCUCCUGUUCUUCUCACUGGUAUGACUUUUCCCAGUUUGGCAACUGGGGUAUAUGAAUCCUGUACCUCUGCUCAGAGCCCCUUGCAAACAAAUAGCCACCAGCUUAGUAAGAUGGACCAGGGUGGCAAAUGUGGACCAUAGUUUCCCAUUAAUAUGUAUUAACCCAGAGUACUAAAUGUUAUUUUCACAAAAGACAGAAUCCAGAGUAUACAGUUUUCCAGUUUGAGUGAAUUUGCCAAAUUUAGAAUUUAGUCUCUCUCUUUCUACUAUAUGCUGGAAACAUUUGGCUCUGCUUAGUCUUUCUGAUGUUAUUGACAGUAUAGCAAAUGGAAGAACUGUAAUGUUAUCGACCCUUGGCAUAGCUUUGCCUUUGCUUAAAACAUGAGAUGGGCAAAGCUGUUUGCUUCACCACAAUAAGGGAUUGGUUAGGUGAUGUGUUUGGAUAACCUAGGACUGCAUGAGAAUUCUUCUUUAAAACAAAGAUGCUGUCGUGUCAUGCAUGUGGGUCUCGUAUUAUAAUCUGCCAGGUCGCUGCAACACAGGCAUUGGAACAUCUACACAAAUAUACUGCAAAAAGCUGUUGUAUGUAAGCAUAACGUGGACUGUAUUUUGGUGGAGAAAAGAGAUUGCAUGGACAUUCUGCCUUAUCUAAAAACAUGAUUUAGAAAGUGAACUUUACAUGUGGCCUGGGCCCUCCAACAUAGACUGGAUGUACAGUACCUGAAAUACAGAUGGAGCGAAGGAGUUUGAGCUUUGUACACAAAAACAAUGUGGAACCACGGAAGCAAGAGCGCACAAUGGAUUCUUGGCUUCAUGGAUCACAGAACUUGAAAGAGGGAGACCAUGGUUACUAUCUGCAAGUUUAGGGAUUGGUGCUUUGCUGUGCAAUGCAUUGCUAGAGGAUAAUCGGAAUGUAAGGCCUGAUGCAAUUCCUUUUGUACGCAAGGAACCCAUACAAAAGGGUUACUGCAGCAAUUCUAGGGCUUUUUUAAAUUUCAUUUUUCUCACCAUGUCUAAAAUGUUUCAUUGUUAACGGAUAGAUUUUGUAAACUUUACAUCAAGUACCAUGCUUAAGAGAAACCCCCCAGGUUCCUAGUAUUGCUGCUUUCAGGUCUCAUAAAUGGUUACAGUCGAUAGAAGUGCCGACCUGCAAAACUGGGCCAAACACUUGUGCAGCGUUCAUCAGUGGCCUCGUUCUGCAGUCAAGCCCGUACUGUGCCAACUUCUGUGUUUGCAGAGUCUUAGCUCUUCUUUGUAUGUUCAUGUUGAGAGGAGGAUCUGUCCAUCCACUUUGGAUGUGUCUGCUUGUUAUUUGUCUUUUUUCUACAACUGUGGGAAAUGAGAAAAAAAAGAUACGCUGUUGCAAUCUCUGCCUUUACAGUUUUCAUAAAAUAAUUCAACAAAA